Sphaeroforma arctica JP610 is the source of this 252-nucleotide messenger RNA. RefSeq lists its product as hypothetical. The record is from RefSeq and is a predicted model, not a curated record. Bases 1 to 252 code for a protein of 83 amino acids. Lineage: Eukaryota; Ichthyosporea; Ichthyophonida. The transcript has a single exon.
AUGCGCCCGAACUGCUCCGCGACGAGCUCGGGCUGCGCGUGCACGCGCGAGACCUCGGCCUCGCACACGGGCCCGAGCGUCGCGAGGUACCACAGCGGGAGCCAGGUGAGGGCCCGCUUGGCCUUGGGGUCGUCGAGCGCGGCCAGCAUGUCCACGGGCGGCGCGACUACCAUGUACCACUGGAUGGCGGCAAGCUUGCACUCGUCCGGGACGGCGGCGGUCGUGGUGGUGGCGGUGUCCAUUGUUAGGUAG